Messenger RNA from Ipomoea triloba (trilobed morning glory), 2136 nucleotides. RefSeq names its product LEAF RUST 10 DISEASE-RESISTANCE LOCUS RECEPTOR-LIKE PROTEIN KINASE-like 2.1. Gene Ontology annotation, biological process: protein phosphorylation. Lineage: Eukaryota; Viridiplantae; Streptophyta; Magnoliopsida; Solanales; Convolvulaceae. Gene Ontology annotation, molecular function: polysaccharide binding; protein kinase activity; ATP binding. The transcript is spliced from 3 exons. The coding region runs from base 67 to 2079 and encodes 670 amino acids. The record is from RefSeq and is a predicted model, not a curated record.
AUACUUAUCUGGGAAAACACUAAGCAGGCCUUCGUUCCUCCGAUCCGAUCCCCUCAACAAAUUAAAAUGCUUGGCUUGAGAUCAAAAUACCUAGUAAUUCUCAUACCAUUCCUCAUAUGUAUACUUGUCGUUUCGUCCCUCGUAUGCAUACUUGUUAUCCAUUUCUUGAGGCAUCCCACUACCACCCACUGCAACCCUUCUUCCUGCGGGAGCAUCCACAAUAUUGCCUUCCCUUUUCGACUAAUUACUGAUCCACAACAUUGUGGCAAUCCCGAUUUCCAAUUAACCUGUGAACAAAAUCGAACAGUGUUAGCUUUACAGUCCAGGAAAUACUAUGUUCAAUCCAUCAAUUACGACAACUACACUGUCCGUGUGGUUGAUCCUGGUGUACAACAAAACAACAUCUGCUCCUUUCCACGAUAUGCUUUAGCUCAGUACAAUUUUUUUAGAUACGAUGACAGUUAUCCAUAUGACAUCGCCACACCUGACAAGAAGACACCAAAUGGCCUGCAAUACCCAACUCUAAUUACUGUACCAAUUAUUUUCUUGAGGUGUCCGUUCCCAAUGAAGUCUUCUGCUUUUGUACAAACAAAUGAAGACUGUUGGAAUGAAAGCAGUGAUUCUUAUGGGGGCCACACUUAUGCUAAGGUAGGCCCUCUAUAUGCAGCGGAUUUAAAAAUUUCAUGCCGGGUUGAGCUCAUAACAAUGACAUCCUGGCGAAUUCAAGAAAAUGUGUCAUCUCAGAAAGUUAGUCUUUUGGAAAUCCAUGAUGCUUUGAUGUAUGGAUUUGAGCUAUCCUGGUUCCAGGUUCUUUGUAAUCAGCAUUGCUGGAGUGGAGGGUGUUACCUUCAUGACGCAUCAAAUGAGAUUCACUGCUUCAACCUCUUGCGUAUAUUAGGGAGGAAAAGAAUGGAUUUACUUCUGAGUGACGCCAUAUAUGCGGCUAUAAUAAUCUCCGGAACAAGGAUUAUUGGAUUUCCAUGCGCCAUUGUAUUUCUAAUUAUCAGAUUCCGCAGAAGGCAUCUAUCAGUUUUCGAAGAAAUCGAAAAUUUCCUCAGCGCCGAAAACAAUCUGUUGCCCAUCAGAUACUCCUUCAAACACAUCAAGAAUAUGACCAAAGCCUUCAAGGAGAAGCUGGGAGAAGGGGGCUUCGGUUCUGUUUACAAAGGCAAACUUCGAAGUGGCCGCGAUGUUGCAGUGAAGAUAAUAAGCAAGCCCAAGUCUAACGGCCAAGAUUUCAUCAAUGAAGUUGCUUCCAUGGGAAGGAUUCAUCAUGUCAACAUUGUUCGACUUGUUGGAUAUUGCACACAGAAUUCCAAGCGUGCUCUUGUCUACGACUUUAUGUCUAAUGGAUCCCUAGACAAAUACAUUAAUCAAGGAGCUAGUGCAAGUUUGUUAAAUUGGCAAAGGAAGUUUGAAAUUGCAGUGGGAGUAGCUCGUGGGAUUGAUUACUUGCAUCGAGGUUGUAACAUCCAAAUUCUACAUUUUGACAUCAAACCGCACAAUAUACUUCUAGACGAGAAUUUCAUUCCAAAAAUCUCUGAUUUUGGUCUCGCGAAACUAUUUCCUACUGAUAAAAGCAUUGUAACGCUUACUGCAGCCCGUGGAACAAUUGGGUAUGUGGCCCCGGAGUUGAUCAACAAAAGCAUUGGGGCCAUUUCACACAAGGCCGAUGUUUAUAGCUUCGGAAUGCUAUUGAUGGAAAUGUUAGGCCUAAAGAAAAUACCAGUUAUCGGGCAAGAUGAGUCGAGUCAAUACUUUCCAUCUUGGAUUUACAAUGAUAUCAACAAGGGCAAGGCAAUUGAGAUGGGAGAAUUAGAUGAGGACGAGAAGAGAAUUACAAAGAAGAUGACCAUAGUUGGGCUUUGGUGCAUCCAAACCAGUCCAAUUCCGAGGCCUUCAAUGAGUAGGGUGGUUGAAAUGCUUGAAGGAGACGUUGAGCUGCUGCAAAUGCCAACUGAUACUUUCCUUUCGGAGCCAAUUAUGGAAGUAGAUCAAGAACAUAGUUCCAUGCCAGAAUCAUCUGAAUCCAUAGCAUUUUUGCCCAAUUCCAACCGUAUUGGUAUAAUUGUGGAUUAAAGGGUAUGUAAUCACUUUAGCGCGGUGUGCAAUUAGAUGGUCCCAUAAUUAUCACUU